AUGGCUUCAACCACGCCUCAGACGCCCAAAAGUGUCAUCGUCUUCGGCCCAACUGGCAACAUCGGUUCCUACUGCGCGCGCACAGCGGCUCAGCAUGGAGCCAAAGUCCACCUCGCUAUGCGCGACACCUCGAAAUCUAUCCCAGGCCUCUCCUCUGAACAGGAAAAGGAAGGUCCCUUCGCCCGAGUUCAAGCAGACCUGACAGACCCGGAACUCGUCGCCUCAGCAGUAUCCCACUCAAGCGCCAAGCACGCUUUCAUCUACGCCGCCCAUGGCUCUAAGGACGCUAUGAAAUCCACAAUCCAAGCCCUCAAAGACAACGGAAUUGAACUGGUCGUCUUCUUGAGUAGCUUCACCGUCCCUAGAUCAAUAAGAGACGUUCCGCGGAGCGAGGUGAUUCCCUAUUGGCAUGCCACUGUGGAAGUAAGUCUAGAAGACGUCUACGGCGCCGGGAACUUCGUGGCUCUCAGGCCCGGUGCCUCCGCCACAAACUGUCUACGCUGGGCCUCUAGCGCAAAUUUAGGCCACGUCUCGCUCUACGGCCCCAAAUUCAAAAUGGACUGCAUCACGCCCGGUGACAUGGGCCGUGUCGCUGGGACCAUCCUCGCCAACGGACCUCAAGAUGGUGACACGCAUGUCUACCUCUACGGACCUCAGGUACUAAUACAGCAGGAGAUGGUAGAGACGAUUGGGAAAGCUGUGGGUACGGCGGUGGAAGUGAAGGGACAAACGCCGGAGGAGGCGACGGAGCAGUUCGUCAAGGCGGGGUCGCCGAAGCCGGUUAUUGAUUAUAUGGUGUUGAGAUUAAGUGAUGAUGAGGCUCAGGCGGUGGAGAGGAUGCGGUAUGAGGAGAGGGUGGGGAAUGUGAAGAGGUAUACGGGCAGAGAGUCACAAGGGUUUGAGGAGUGGGUGGGGGAGAAUAGGGAGUUGUUUGCUUAG
Messenger RNA from Fulvia fulva, 939 nucleotides. RefSeq names its product Nitrogen metabolite regulation-like protein bik4. Lineage: Eukaryota; Fungi; Ascomycota; Dothideomycetes; Mycosphaerellales; Mycosphaerellaceae. The record is from RefSeq and is a predicted model, not a curated record. The transcript has a single exon. Bases 1 to 939 code for a protein of 312 amino acids.